CACUUCCAAAAAAAAAAAAAAAAAUUCUCAGCUGCCUACUUCUGCUGUUUUGCAUAUGUACACAUGGGAUUCCCGGUGGAAGGAACCAAGACAGAGACUCGGGUCACACACAGCUGUCGGAGCAAGGGCUGGGAGUUCCUAUGGUUCAAAUUGCAAAUGUUCGUGCUGUUCGACUAAGGGAUAUAGUAUCUGAAACAGUAACCAUAAAUUAAAGUGAUACAUGCCUUGAGUGGUUGGUUUUUUUAAUUUAACACACAGAUACACAGACAGGCACACACAAAAUCCGACAAGAGAGAGAAAACCUGAAGUUAUGUCUGGGGGAGCAUACUACAGCCCUGGCACUGGGAGGCAGGAAACAGAGAGUUCCUGGCCAGCCUAGGAUAAGGCUAUGCAAAAUAGAGAUGAAAAAAAUACAAAGAUUUGUGAGACUAAAAGGCAUAGCAUUGGAUAUUAAAUUGGUAAUAAUGAACUAAUUGUCAUCUGCAUAAAUAUUGGGGUCCAUGGAGUUUUAAAAAGUGCCUUUUUCAAACAGGUUUUUCUUUUAUGUAUGUCUAUAUGUGGGUUUGUGCAUGUGAAUGUAGUAUGGACAGAAGCCAGAAGAGGGCACCAGAUCCACCCGGGGCUGCAGUUAUGAGCAGUAGUGAGCUGCCAAACUUGGGUGCAGAGAGCCGAUCUCAGGUCCUGUCUGCCAGAGCAGAGGUGCUCUUAAGCUGCUGAGCCAGGUCUCUAGCCUUAAAAUGACUUUUAACUGCACUGACUGGCAUCUGUGAAAGGAGGACAGGUACACAUACUUCUCAGGGGUGUUUUAAGAUGUCACUCAUUUAAUAAUUUUAAACUUAAAUAAGUUGAUCUAUAUUAAGAAACUGCAAAACCAGUUCACACUUGUUUCUCAUAUGACAAGUGAAACCCACGGGUAAAUUACAUGCAAACAGUGAAUAAGCACUUCUUCUAAAGCUACUCUCUCAGGUUUUAGUGAACCAUUAGCAGCUCCCGGUUAAAACACAACUGUGCCACUGCUCUGAUCGGCCAAGCCCAUCUUUCUACUUUGAGCACCGUGCCAUCGAGCCAAUCACCAAGUCUGUGCUUUUGUUCGUUGCUUAUUUAAGGUGAAAAAGGAAGGGAGAGUAAAGAUAAGUCAGUUGGUGAGCUCACAUCCCUACCCCUCCCCUAAGAGUGAUGGGAUUUCCGGGAGACAUCAAUCACUACCACUACAGAAACUCAGGCUCCUUUUAUGGAGACCUGGAAUCCAGAGUCUCAAGCAUCUAAAGGAAAAUUGGGAACCAGGGCUGCUUUUGAGCUAAGCUCAACUGCAAAUGCAAGAUGUUUGCCUCCAGUGAUCACACACAGCACCCUGUGCUCUACAUACCGGAAGGCCUUUCCAUGUGCUUGUUUCAAUAAACAAGCUCACUGGCUCCAAUUCCCUUCAUGCAUGUCUUUGACCUGAAAUCUGAGAUUCUACUAAGUGUGGACCAAAUCUGAUGAGGAAAAUGGCAAUCGAAUUCUAGCCUUUAAAGAAGACAACUUAACCCCACUUGAACCUGACUUCAAGGAGCUGGGCUAACACCUGGGUAGUAUGUCAAUCAAAGUACAUCAGGUUACAACAAAGUUAAAGAAACAUGCUAGACGAGACAUACUCUCCAAGUCUGGAGGAAAGAAACCAAAAUAAGACUGAGCGGUCCAGUAAGAGCUGGUGGAAGCCAGAGGACAGGCAUGCAUCACUUCUGAUCAGCAACCACCAAGCGUGUAUGGUGUGUGUAUGUGUGUGUGUGGUGUGUGUGUGUGCUCUCACAACCGUCUGUGUAAUAAGAUCAGAUGCCCUAUUCUGGUGUGUUGGAAGACAGCAACUGUGUACUCAUACACAUAAAAUAAAUAAAUCUUUAAAAAAAAGGAAUUAGUGCUAAGGAAAUUACCAACUUCAUCAUUCUAUAACAUUUAUAAUAGCUAUUUAUGGAAGGAAAAAUGAUUAAAAUAAAGCAUAUUUGAAUAUGUAACACACUUCCUGUUUAUAUUUCUUGAUACACAAAACCAUUUUUUGAGUAAUUUCAGAGAUUUUUUUUCAAUGAUGUGUGGUUAUGUAAGUUACAAUCUUGAGCUGGGAGUAGUGGUACACUCUUUUAUUUUCAGCACUCAGGAGGCAGAGGCCGGCGGUUCUGAGUUCCAGACCAGCCUGGACUACAGAGCAAGUUUAAGGACAGCCAGGGCCACAUACAGAAAUCUGUCCUGAAAAAAGUAUUUUUAUGAAGCUAUAAUUUAGAUUAGGUGCUCCUUUGCUAGCAAAGAUGGCGGCAGCUGCUGCAAGCCCAGUAGUCGGUGCAAAGCCAGCAUUGCAUGAGAUUCACAUUCACUUAUGCCAGCGUUCCCCAGGCAGCCAGGGUGGGAGGGAUUUCAUCCAGCAAUGGUACGUGGAGCUGAAGAAGGUACACCCCGACCUGCCCAUUCUAAUCCGCGAAUGUUCAGAGGUGCAAUCCAAGCUCUGGGCCCACUAUGCUUUUGGCCAAGAGAAGAACGUGUCUCUGAACAAUCUGAGUGCUGCUGAGGUGACCAGAGCCAUGGAGAAUGUGCUAAGCAGCAAAGCUUGAAGGAAGUGUCUCCACUGAGGACUGAACAAGCCCACCAGAACCUCCCAGACUGAAGACAAUGUGGGGAAAUGUGUUCUUUUGGUCCUUAUAAAGCUUACGCUGUACAGUGUUGCUUCAAAAAAAUUUUAAAAAAGAAGCUAAUUUAAAUGUCAGUUAUAUAAAAAGUUGCGAGCUGGGGGCGAUGGGAGGGGUGAGAUAGGAUAUAUACCAAACUAUUAUUAAUUAGGCUGUGGUCAAUAUUCCUGGCAGCUCCUUGUACUACCUCCUAUUUGGUCAAUGUCUAAACAAAUAAAUAUUAACUUGACUAAUUUCCAGAAUAGGAACUUAAUUUUAAUGUUUUUCAAUUUCUUCUAAUGCUACGAGUAAAAUGGAAAACAAGUAUACUUUAAGAUUAGAAACUCUGACUUACAAUUUUCACUAAGAAUCAUUUGCAUAGAAGAUAAUACGGUCACUAACCCUGAUGGAGCAUUUUACCACAGUCCAGCGUACCAACCUUCCUAUGUCUCAUUUAAUCCUCACAGCAGCAGCUGUUCCCCAGGCCUGCCCGGUGUUAAAGGGUUCCCACUAGGAAAUGGGUACACAGGCUCUGCAGACAAAAGCUUCUCAGUGCACAUCCCAGCCUCAUAGUCUAACCCCAGGACUCCUGAGAGUCUAGCAUUUGGAGGGGUCCCCAACAGCCACGUUGUAAGCAUGUGUGAGCAUCACCCAGGCACACUCUCCAUUAAGACAAAACAGCAGCGUCUCCAGACUGGCCCCAAACCUUCUUCACAGUACUGCACACUGCACGGGGCUUACAGCUUUCCUUUCCUUGUUGCCCUCAAGAGUCCUUAGAACUCGUCCCCAACCCAGUGAAAGUUCCAGGCCAGAAGAAAUGCCCCAGAGGGGAUGGGCACUGUUACCUACCAGACUGUGAUGGAAAUCAAUCUUAAAAAUACCUACUUUCAUCUUAGGUCACUCUAGGUCACUUACCAAGGGCUCUAAUAAGGAAGGCGAACAAGUAUCCCCACGCACUUUCGGGAGUGUCCCCGACACACCCAAGGUCAAGCCUGCAGCCUCACCUCCCAGACCCUAGCCUGAGUUUCAGGAAAGAAUCCACAACUCCAACUGUUCUCUGGUGAGCAUUUCUAGGUCUCAUAGGUGUUUAGAGCUCUGUGGUUUCCUGGGGCCAUCUACUUUAUCCUAGUAGCCAUUACAUAAGUAUGAGUAUUAUAUGAAUAUGAGUGUUAGAGAACUCAUAUCCCAAAUGUGGGAGAUUGUUUGAUCCAGACUAUCCUGGUCAAAAGGCCCUGAGGCUGAUACUUAACGUAACUCCUACCCUUCACUCAACCACCUGUCACCUAGAACUGGUUGGAACCAGGAAAAGCCUGUUGUUCCAGUGCACGAGAAGUUCAAUCACUGUAACUUCUAAAAGAAGAUCCCACCCACCUCAGAAACUGACAAGUUUUUAUCGCAUCUCAGUAUUGACAGAAUUUUCCAUUAGCCAGGAAUCUCUCUUCCAAAGCCUGCAACCCACAUAACCAGCAGAGGUCCACCCACGCUGGCUCAGAGGAAUGUAGGUGACUAAGGCCCGGGAGACCUUAGACAGACAUCUUUCAUGGAUAAAUGUUUCCACCACCUUUCUCAGCUUCCGGAGCCCCAGGCUUAAAGGCAUGCAUUCCCAAGACCAGACAACCAAUAUUCUUUCUUGCAACACAAAGGUUGUAAAGAAAUACCUGGCAUUUGUUAGGUACAAGUCCCACUACACAAAACCAUCCCGGGAACAUCUUGGCAGUGUCCUCAUACCCAGUCCCUAGGAGGCCACCUGUGAGAGCAGUGCUCCUUGAAGUGUGAGUAUGCAUAUAAAUGUGUUUGCUUCUCUUGGAUAGACUGACUCAAGCAGAACAACUCUAUGCAGAACAUCUAAGAACUUCCUGGUUGCUGUCCAAGAAAGCUCACUUCUCGAAUUCUCCCCACUUAUGUGAGAGGAAGCCCAACUCCCCGGUCUUCCCCACUAUCAGGCUUGCUGAGCACAGUUGUCCUAAGGACUGGAAGGUGUCUGCAGCAGACAGUGGAGUCGGUGUUCCUGUGUGCCUUUUGGCAGUUUUUAUGCCCUUCUUAAGAGAGAAUGCCGGCUUAGAUCCACGAGCGACAUUGGUGAAAGUUUGGGUUGGUAAAUGAGACACACACAAGAGCUUCUCUUUGAGCCUAUGUCAUAUCAGAGAGAGUAAAUGGAUACAAAUGUCCCUUCACUAGAGUCCCUUCUGCCCCAGCUUAAAAGAAAAAACAAGUUACUUGCACCCUCCUUCUCUCCUCAGCCUCACACAGGGGUGAGGACACUUUUGUCCUCUUUGUCCAAAUUUAACCAACCAGUCUUUUAGUGGGCAAAUGGUUACCCCAAGGAGCACAGAGAUAAAUACUUGUGCGCAGCUUCCGUACGAUGACUUCAGCAACAUGUACAUGUUAUGCACAAGUAAGUAUCAAAGUAAAACCGAACCAGACCAUCUCUGGACAUGCUGGGAAAAAGGGUCCCCUGCGGCAAGUAACAGGUACUCGAAGAGGCUUCGGAGCAUCUCCAGCUUAGAACUGCCCCUGGAGAGUAAGGUCUGCAAUCACGGUUAUCCCCCAGACCAGAGCCCUGCGGAGGUAAUGAGCUGAAACCUGUGGCUGGCGCGCGCGCGCGCGCGCACACACACACACACACACACACACACACACACACACACUGCUGAGGUAGGAAUCUGUCACCAGCCAGUGACAAAUUUAAAUAGCAGUGCAGGGAUUCAUGCAGCUCAGGCCUAACACAGGCAUCAAAGCGGCUGGAGGCCACAGCCCCCUACCGGGGCCCUUCUGCUCCCUUAGCCCAGUGGGCAAGACCCAGAAUGUGAAGUGCUGUCUGUGUACCAGCUGAGCCCAGCAUAGGCCCAACUCAGGGUGAUGCCUACAGCAGCCCAGCUGAGCCCAGCUGCACCCCCAGCCAGACACAGAUCUCUACAUGCUGCGUGCUCCAUUCUCAGCUUACAUUUGCUGAUGCUAAUUAUCAAGCUAGCUGGGUAACCAUCUGGAGAGAUAGCAGCCAGAAAGGCACGUUCCCUGGAACUUAGGGCUCCCACCUACUCGGGGCCUAUAACUCUACCUCACCUGCUUGCUCCCCCUCAAGGCAUUAGAAUUUGAACUGGCAUGUCCGUGGAUAACACAUCAGCAGGUCUCAGGCAACACAUAAUGGGGCUAGAGAGAUGGCUUGGUUAAAGGCAAGUGACUGUUCUUGAGAAUCAAGGUUCAGCUCCAGCACCCACAACGGGACACUCACAACUCCCUGUAACUCCUGUGCAUAUGUACACAGGCAGGCAGGCAGGCAGGCAGGCAGGCAGGCAGGCAGGCAGGCACACACACACACACAAUUUUAAAGUAAUAAAAAUGGCUUAGCAGGUUCCAUAUAGGGAUGCAUAUACACAUUUGUAUGUGUAACAAUUAGAAGAAAAGGUAGGGUAAGCAAAUGGGUUGGAAGGGAGAAGCAAGGCAAUAUUUUAAUUUAAAAAAUAUUAAACAAAACAGCAAACCUUUAAUAACAAAAGCAAUUCUGAUAAGGAUGAUGUUGGCCAAGACAGACCACCAACUUAUGUGAAAAGCUGGGUACUGUGGAACGGGCCAAUACAAGCCACCUCACCUCGGAAAGCUUCCAUGUUGGCUUUAUUAGUCACAAUUUUUAAUUUAUUUAUUUAUGGAGGGAGGUGGUUUACCACAAUGUGUGUGUGGAGGUCUGAGGCGGUUUGCAGGAGACAAUUCUCCUUCCACCAUCUGAGGUCCUGGGACAGAACUGAGGCCGCCAGGCUCAGCGAAGAGAAGAGAAGCCUUACCAAACCACUGGGCCGUCCUGCCAGUUCCAUUCUACAAAAGGGCUCUAUGACUUAAAGAAAUCGGUCAAGAGUGAUGGGCAAUAAUGCUAGAUCUUUCUCCUCUAAAGUAAGUACUCCCUCCCUCACCACAGUGAGUAGCCUCAAAUACACUUGAACACUUUUAAAUUGAGUUUAAAUAUCUGACCCGCUCCCUUACCAAAAAUAAGCUGUUACCAUACAGAAAGAAAGCUAUUAUAAACAACUGCCCUUCUUGUUAAUUAUGCACACACACCUGGAUUCUAACUUCACUCCAAGUAGUCAGCCCUUCCGUGUUACCUCAGCUUGUGCCUGAGGCACCAAACACUGGCUGCCGGGUCAGCUCAGUUCUCAUGUGAGAUGCCAACUGGGCCUUCAUAGCAGCUCCUGAGCUGGGGGGACCUGGUCUGUUUUCACAUCUGAAACUGUGGGAGGUUGAUGGGUUCAAGUGUGCGCCUUCUCAGAUGCACUUCAUGGGUCCUCUGAAAGCGCUCAGUGAGUCCUCAGCAAAGCUGCUCUGCCAGGCUGCCAGUAGUCAGCAGGCUUGUCAACAGUUUCUGGAAAAUAUUUGCCUGUACUGUCAAAUUCCCAUCAAAACUGCUGACAUUUAGAAUAAUUUUCAUUACUUAAAAGCCAAACCUGUAUAGACUCGGUACUUCCCCCCCACAAAGAACAUAUUUUAUGAAAUCAAACGAAUAUCUUUACUUUUAAAUAUAAUCACUAUUUGUGUGACAUUUAAACAUCUUUCCCCUCAUGUCUACUUGUCUUUAUGCGCACUGGCAUGUGAGCCACAAGGCAGGUAUGGAGGUCAAAGGACACCGUACAGGAGUCCACUCUCUCCUUCUACUGUGUAGGUUCCAGGGCUUGAACUCGGGUCACCAGGCUUGGCAGCAAGCUCUUUACCUGUGAUGCACCAUACUGACCCUGUUCACACUGCAUAUGAAGUCGGUCUGGAUAUGUCGCCCAACUGGCCUCGAGCUCUCUACCCUCUCACCUCAGCCCUGGGGCUGGGCUUACACCUGUAAAGAUGGCUCCUGGCUUCUCUGAAUCUCCAAGCAGGCUGCCCCUGCAGGUAAAGCAGAGUUCCUUAUCUGCCUUUUCAGACUGGAAAAGAAAGAAGUUGUCAGGCCCAUCGGUUCUCUGGCAAUUUCAAUUUUAGUCAAUUAGUCUACCAAAAACAACUUCAGGGCUGCAGAGAUGACUCAGUGGGUAAGAAAGAGGGCUUCCCAAAAAAGCAUGGGAUCUGCCACACUUCUAACACUGUGUAAGGUGGAGACGGGGGUAUUAUUGAGCCUUGUUCUAGGUUCAAUGAGAGGCUGUUUCAGAGUGUAAAGGAGAGAGUGGUAGGACAGGCUCAGUGUGGCCUCUAUGAAGGCACUGGGGCAGACAAAAUACCAUGAUUUCUGUUCGGAAUUUAUAUACAUACUUUAUAAAUACGUAUAUACACCUAUAUACAGAUGUACAUUAAAGUAGGAGGGCCUGUUUUCCAGACAAGCAAGAGAAGGGGAGAGAGGACCAUGGAGGAGUGGUCAAUCUGUUCUGGCUGUUUCUUCUUAACUGGAUAUGGGGCUAACAUAUUAAUAUUUAUCCACCACUCCCUCAAACACUCCACCACACUCCACUGUAAUCUCCACGAAUCCAGGAGCUCACACCUGGUUUUACUCACUGUAGUCUCCACAGUGCUUGGGACAGCCUCGCCAUAUGUUGUUCCUGACACUCCACAAACUGCCACUGGGCUAAAUAAAAGAGCAACAUGACUGGCUUCCCUCUGCAGUGAGCAAACCUGGCCUGUCCAUCCUCACUGGGGUUGCCAUGUAAAACACAACCUUUGCAUAGGACAUGCUUGAUUUAGAAAAUGACUUAUGCCCAAUUCAAAUCUAACUGGGCACCUCGCAUUAAACAAGGAAAUCUUAGUAUUAAUUAUAGGAGAGAAUGGUCAGACUCAGCCCACCCAAGACCUCCAGGGGAGGCAAAACUCUAGGGUGCCAUCUGAAGACCCAGUGACCUUUUCUGUCCUUUAUUACAGAGGCCCUGUGGUGACCGAGUAGUGCCAGAUUUGGAUGAGAAAAGGCUUGGUGCUGGCUAAGGCAGCCACAGGACGGAGCCCUGGCGUCCACCUCUUCUGCUGUCAAAGAUCCUGCUCUGCCAAGGGUUGAGAGGCCCAGCUGCUCAGAUGGAAACAAUACAGGAGGGGCAAGUAACCAGCUCCCCUCUCCCUCCUGCCAGGAGCCUGCAGCCUCUGGCUUAGCUCUGCACCUGCAUAAUGCCUCCGAUUAGGGCUUCAGCUAGUCAGGACCCUGGAGGAGAAAUGUCUCUUGUGACUCAUGUGCCACCAGCAGGUCAUGGGAAGCCCAUGAGCCUGUUUAGAAUAAAAAGCUACUCAAUGUUAACAGAUCCAUCCCAAGUCCUGAAAAUCAAAUUAUCCACACCUAGAUGCUGCUCGAUCAUGGAUGGGCUCUCAAAGGAGCAGUCUUCAGGGUUUCCUCAGGGUUCCUAUCUGCUUUCCUGGGCCUCUGGUGUGGGAGGGGUCUGAAGUCUCUGCUCCAUAGACCAUACCUCAAUCUAAAGUUCCUGGUACCCAAAAUCCCGGGAUGGAGGCUGGUGGGUAAGUCAGUGUCAUCGGUCCAAAGAGGAGGUAUGGGAAGGAAGGUCCCACUUGAGGCGCUGCCUAACAUGGUCCUGCUUGAUUCUGCUUCUCCUGGUGUCGUUACAAUCACCACCCACUUACUCUCCAAAGUGUUUCUGUUUGGACUUUAGACAGGACAGCCAGCUUAGGCUGGGGACACACUGGGAACAACAUCUGAGCCCUGGGACUAGGAUGUCAGAAGGGGACAGCUAUGUGGGAGCAGCUGCAAACAAGGCAGCCAGUGUGUCCCCAGAACUGGAACUAGGAAAGGGCCUCACUGGAAGCAUCACUUCUCUGAAAGCUGAGGCGGCCAGAUCUCUUAGCCUUAAGUUCCAGGGGCAGCUGCUGUGAGCCUGCCCUGCCCUCCCCUCCACCCAGCCCACAGGAGCACAUGCAGGCCUACACGUCCUCAGCUCCCAGGCCCCCAGAAAGCCCCAGCCAUCUUCACAUGAGGGUAUCAAAUGACUGGGAAGCUACCUUUGAUCUGAUGCAGAGAAAGGGCAGGCCCUGCGACUCUGACAGGACCCGCCUACCAACCAUCUCUGGGUUUUCUCUACAAUUUUCAAAACCCUGAGGUUGGAUCCAGAACAAUGAGUCAAAGAGGGCUUGGGGACUAUCUCCUGCCAGCAUCUCCACUUAGUGAAGAUGGAGCUGCAAAAAGGAAACCACAUAGGGAGUCAAACUCCUGGGGAGGCUGGAGCAAGGCACACCCCUCCACCCCAGGCACUGGGUCCAGACAGCUUUGGUGUUAAGAAAGGCUAGGCUCAUGGAGGGUUGGGGGAGCCCCUACAGUAGAGCAGGUCAGGGCGUUUACAUGCCGAGGCUUAUGGGAAAACCAUCAUGCCUGCAUCCCACCUGGCCAGAAGGUAUGUCUCAACAGUGAACGUGUUAUGCAGCCAGCACAGGACUCCAGGCUCGUCCACCAUCAUGAACCAUCAGAUACUUACUAAGACUUUGCAUGGCUUAGCUACAUGGAGUUGAGACCAUGGGUGGCUCUGACAGCCUCCUUAGGGCUCUCUCUCAGUCUUCCUCUCUAUAUAUCAACAAUACAAUCUCACCCACUUCCAAGAUCCUAACCCUAACUGUGUUGAUGUCUCAAAUCCUUAACUGUACCUGCAGAAAGCCCCACUGCAUGGAAACUCCCCAAUCCAAAUGCACCACUCCUGAGCUGCCCACUGAAGCCUGCUCCUCCUUGCUGCCUACCAUUCUCUGCAAAUGAUAGUCAGCCAUGUGGAUGAAAGGUCACCAUCCUACGACCCCUGCACUGUAAGCUCAAAUAACUAGUCUCUGAUAUAAGACCUAAAGUCCCGGGCUGGAGAGAUGGCUCAGUGGUUAAGAGCACUGACUGCUCUUCCAGGGGUCCUGAGUUCAAUUCCCAGCAAUUCAACACAACCAUCUGUAGUGUCAGUCAAUGCCUUCUUCUGGUGUAUCUGAAGACAGCUACAAUGUACUUAUAUUAAAUAAAUAGAUAAAUAACCUAAAAACCCAUUCCCACCUUAUAUCCUGUCCUUGUCACUCCCUUAGCCUCAGUCCUCAUGGAAGAGACCCACGAGCAGUGAAGUCUAAAAGUACAUCUACGGUAUUUCCUCCCAGCCUUGGCUCUCUGGACUUUACCAUGCCUCCAGUUCUGUCCUUCUAGAUGCAUUACAUCCUACCUCUACUCUCAAUCUGUACACUGCUGACUCCUAUGAGCUGGCUCACAAGUCCCUAAGCCAGUGGCCAGUCAGUACUGCAGUCUGGUAAAUUACUCUAACCCAAGCUGAACCAGAUUACACACACACAUACAAAGUCAUCUGGGAAUGGCCACUCUUGAGAGUGACUCUCAAACCCAGAGUGGAUCAAGGGAAUGCAGCAUGCAAGGGAGCACCUGCACAUGUGCACCCACCCAUUCCUGUCAUGUAAAACUGCCCCAGGCACACAGACGGACACAGCCACCAAAGCUCCACUGCAAGCUUCCUCUCACCAGAAAAAACAUCCUGGGCUAUCCUCAAAACUUCAUCAGAAUAUCCUUAAAUGUGAUUUUUUUUUUUAAAGAUGAAACUGUAAUAAAGGGGAUCCUCUCAGGAUGCAUAGUGAGCUCUCUACUAACACCUUCCACUCGGUCACGCAUGUUUUCAAAGCCUGCAGUGGAGCAGCUGCUGUGCUGAGGACAGAGAAUCAGAGAGCGGCCGAUUCACAGCAUCUGCCCUGGAAGAGUCCUAAGGGAUUGGGGACAGACAGACAGGCAGGCAGGCACAGACACAUGCGCGCACGCGCGCGCGCACACACACCCCAAAGUGAACUCAACAGUUCCUGGCAUAAUUUAAGAGAGUCAAGUCUGCCAAGCUCUUUGACAGAUGCUUAAUGAUGUCUUAGAAAGAUCCUAGAAAUCUAGCCUGAAUGACAGGCUUCAGAGACCAAGAGUCUUCCUUAAAAGAUUUCUUUUUAUUUUAUGAAUACCUGGGAGUACCUGCAUGCAUUUGUGCGUGCGCGAGUGUGUGAUGUGUGUGUGCUUGUGUGCGUGUGUUUGCGUGCGUGCGUGCGUGCGUGCGGGCCCACAGGCAUAUACAUAAGUAUCAAGUACACACCUGGUGCUGAGGAUGCCAAGAGUCAGAUCCCCCAGGAACCAGAGCCACAAGCAGUUAUGAGCUAACACGUGGGUGCUAGGAACCCAGGUCCUCUGCACAGGUCACCAGGAUUAUUAACUGCUCAGCCACCUCCAGUCCUAGAUGAAGUAUUUAUUUUUAUAAGGCCUUGAAGUCCAGUAGGAGUUUAGCAAGCAGGAGAGCAGGAUCAAGGAUGUCCCCAGAUCUAGAAAAAUUUACUCUCCCUCUUACACUAUUCCGUGGAUCCAAACCACCAGAGCGGGUAGCAAUGUGGUGACACUAGACUCCUGGGACAGCAAAGAGAUCAGAAUGCUGGCUCUGGACCCAAACUCAAACUGAGCCUCGUGACUUGGCAGGAACGGUAACCAGCUAUAUAAACCUAGGCAAGGUGGUAGACUUUUCUGAACCGUGCUAAUGUGUGAGGCUACUUUAGAUGUAUGAAUGUCCUUAUCCAGACAUUGCCCACGCCCUCGAUCUCUUCUCAGAAAGAAAAUGGACAAAACCAGUGAGCUCUCCUAAGAAAGUCACAUGGUCUAUGUAUUAUGAAAUGAUGACAGUAGUCAUUUGUAAAGAUCCAGAGGCUUAAAUGUCAGGUAUUGGAAUAGUAUCAGGCAUACUGCACACAUGAUAAUAAUAAUUAAUGUUGUUCUUACUAGUAUUGCUAUGAUUCCUUGUGAUAACAGCCGCCCAGUUCAGGUCAGGCCUUAGUAGCAUAUAUUUCUUUCACUUUUCUUUUUUGGU
Rattus norvegicus (Norway rat) is the source of this 12379-nucleotide messenger RNA. The record is from RefSeq and is a predicted model, not a curated record. NCBI's taxonomy places the organism in Eukaryota, Metazoa, Chordata, Mammalia, Rodentia, Muridae.